Molecule: messenger RNA, 1927 nt
Organism: Antechinus flavipes (yellow-footed antechinus)
Lineage: Eukaryota; Metazoa; Chordata; Mammalia; Dasyuromorphia; Dasyuridae
Gene: CD53
Product: CD53 molecule
Exons: 9
Coding region: 273-932 (219 amino acids)
Cellular component (GO): membrane
Source: RefSeq, a predicted model, not a curated record
UUGAGCUUCCUGUCAUCUCGACAGGAUGAUAAAUUCCGUGAAGGGCUUCACUUCCCUUUUUCGCCCACAGCGUCGGAAGCGGCAUCCUCGGCCCGGCCGCCAGCCCGGGGAAAGGGCCCUGAGCUCUGUCAGAAGGACGCCGGACGCGGCUGCCCAGGAACAGUUUAAUCAGUUAAUUCUUUUGGAUUCUGUCAUCCAGUAUAUUUAUCAUCUCUCCCAGAUCUGUAUCACCCAAAAUUUUAUGCCUUUAUCCAAGGCAAGACCACCUCAGCAUGGGCAUGAGUAGCUUGAAAGCACUGAAAUAUGUGGUAUUUUUCUUCAACCUGCUGUUCUGGGUCAGUGGAUGCACCAUUUUGGGCUUCGGGAUCUACUUCUUGAUCAGUAAUAGUUUUGGAGUCCUGUUCUACAACCUUCCCUUCCUCACCGUGGGCAAUGUCGUCGUCAUUGUGGGGUCCAUCAUCAUGGUGGUUGCCUUCCUGGGGUGCAUGGGCUCGAUUAAGGAAAACAAGUGCCUUCUCAUGUCGUUCUUCAUCCUGCUCCUAUUCAUCCUUUUGAUUGAAGUGAUUGUGGCCAUCCUGCUCUUUGUGUAUGAACAGAAGAUCGAUGAAUACGUGGCUAAUGACCUGAACCAGAGUAUCCGACGCUACAAUUCUGAUAACAACACCAAGAUGGCAUGGGAUGGAAUCCAGCAGUAUCUAGAGUGCUGUGGUGUUAAUGGCACGAGCAACUGGAAUGGUGCCCCCCCGGAAUCUUGCCCCAAAGAUGAGGAUGUAAAGGGAUGCUACAUGAAAGCAAAAUUAUGGUUUCAUUCAAAUUUCCUGUAUGUUGGAAUCCUUAUCAUUGGUGUAUGUGUCAUCCAGGUGCUCGGGAUGUCCUUUGCACUGACCCUCAACUGCCAGAUUGAGAAAAACAGCCAGUCUCUUGGAAUAUGACCAGAACUAUCCAAGCUGGACGAGGGACUCCGUGACCGUGGAACAAGCUCCCCUGCUGGAAACCCUUCCUGCAUCCUCCUUCUGGACACAAAUCCUUGAGUCACCACGCUCAGAAAUGGCUGCUUGGCUCUCCGUUGCUGCUUCUCUCAGCCUUGCUCUGCCUCCUCCUCCAACCCAAGCAACUGGUGCAGAAUGGAUUAUGGGUCAGUGGGAAUAAAGCUCAUUGGGCCCCCCAUGAUCCUGGGAACUGGGAAGACUUGGCGGGUGCUGAAGGCCAAGAGAAGCUCAGAGCUGAGAAUUCAGGCUGACAAUUAUUUGCUCAGCGUUUCCCACCAAUGCCAACUCAUUUUUUCACCUUAUAAGCACUGACUGCGCGCCAGACAUUGGGGCACAAAGCGCCAUGGCGGCCUUUGGAUGUGAAUGGUCUGGCUCUCCUCUAAGCAGAAAAAAAAGGAGGGAGUCUGAAAGGUCCCAGCUUUCUCCAAGCCCUCUCCCUCCAGCCCCCUCACACUCAACCCACUUUAUCCAGGGUAAAGACUCAAGAUGUCCAAUGCAAGCAUCCCUCCCCUCCCAGGCAAAGAGAGCCUGAGUAGAGUUCCAACACAAAACCUUCCAGAGCCUCAGCAGGGCAGCCUUCCGCCCUUGGCUAGAGGGCCUAAGCUGAGGAGGAAGACGUGUGCUCCUCCUCUGAAAGCAGAGACUUGGGCUGUGCUCAGGCCCCUUUGUCAGAGGGCCAAGCCCAUUUCCCCCAAAUACUUCUGGAAUAAUUUCUUUUUUGAUUAAACUUUCACCAACCAGCCAAUGGGUCCUCCUGUUGUUCCUCUGAAGAAAAUGAAAAAUUCAGCGUCCUACCUGGAAUACAGAUCUCUUCAUCUCUGCUAAAGUAAUAUCAGAUAUCACAUCAAGAAAUAAUUUGUUGAUAUUUCUAUGUUUUGUCUAUUAACCAAGGAUUUCUUUGUGUGUUCUCCCACUUGCAAUAAAUUAAAUGCUCCAAA